AUGUGUGCCAUUUCAAUAGCGGAUACAAGGAACUGUUUCUGGAUUAGCAGAGCUCAUAAAGGAAGACCGUAGAAUGGGUCAUACGGAGAGUAGAUUUGAUUUAAUUAUUAUUCCGAGCCUUGCGCGGGGAGACGAGAGCGGAGAAGAGAUAGAGAGAGAAAGAAGGGGGAAGUCUUCGGCCGCUUCUCCGUUGUCUCCGCCCCGAUCUCAUAAAUUGCGUCUGCAAUGUUUUACUUUUUCAGUUUUUCACUCCUGACAAACAAGAGAAAGCAGAGAUAUCCUCACCCUCGUUGUUGCUCCCAUUUUUUUCUUCAAAGUUCAUGCUCUAGUCUUCUUCCCCGACCUCACGGUAUUCUUAAUUGGCGAGCGCUUCGUCCGUUUUUAGGGUUUACAGUUUGUGGGAUGGGUUUCCAGCUCCAGGCUUAUUGUGUUGCUGCUGCUUCUGUUUUGUUUGAUUAUUGCUGAGAUUGAAUCGAUUAUUGAGUCCUUCUUAGGUUGUCAUAUCUGCUUUCUUUGCGUCGGAAAUAUGGGGUCAUUCAGCUGAGACGGGUUGCCCUUAUCCCUUUAGUUUUUAUCUGAUUUAAUUUAUUUGAUUAUUCUGUUUUUAAUAUCUUGGGCUUGUUAGCUUUGAUCGGAUUUUUAAUAUUAUCUCUGAUGGGCUGUUGACUUCAGAAAGAAGCCUUUUUUAUACCCAACAUUAUCCGGAAAUUUAUUCUUCCGGUUCUCCUUUUAAAGUUGGGGAUUCAAACAAAAACUUAUGCAUUUUGAUUCCUCCAUUGCUUGAUUUCCUUUCAGCUUUUCUUGCCAUCUUUUGAUUUUGAACCGUUGUUUCUCUUAUUGCUUUGCCACUGAUAAUUAAACUGCCUCAUGAGGCUAUACGUGCAAGUUAUCGAAGCUCGUGGCCUCCCGGCAAUGGAUCUUAAUGGACUGAGUGAUCCUUACGUGAGAUUACAGCUUGGAAAGCAACGGGCAAAGACUAAGGUUGUGAAGAAAAGCUUGAACCCGUUGUGGGAUGAAGAGUUCAGCUUCAGGGUUGGAGACCUAAGGGAAGAAUUGAUUGUUUCAGUAUUGGAUGAGGACAAGUACUUCAGUGAUGAUUUUCUUGGUCAAGUUAAAUUGCCGUUAUCUAAGGUCUUGGAUGCAGAUAAUCUAUCACUUGGAUCUGUUUGGUAUCAACUGCAACCCAGGAGUAAAAAAUCCAAGAACCAGGAAUGUGGAGAAAUUCAUCUUACAUUAUCACUGUCUCAUAUUAAUUCAUUAAGCGAUGGAACACCCCCUCAAACCUUCUCUGAAGAUUUAACAUCAAAUUCUGAUAAAUCAUCAGAACUUAAAAGACUUUCAGUUGAUUCCAAUGGUAAAACAGAUUCAUAUUCUGUAUCUGAGGCUGAAGAAGCUGAUCCAGAUAAGGAAGAAAAAUCACAGUCUCGAGCAUUUUUUGACCGAAUUUUUCAAGUUUUUACUGGGAAGAGUGCAGACAUUACGAGGCCCACUGGUAGAGAUAUUGAUUUUGUUGAAGUCAUCCAAGAGGAACCACCAAAUCCUGAGGUUAAUGAACUAGCAGAUGAUGCUGUUUCGAACUCCACAUUUGACGAGUCAGUGAAAAUUUUGGAAUCAAAAGACCAGGGAGGCGAAAUGCCAGAAAAUUUAGCUGGUGGUGUGAUCCUUGAUCAGUCUUAUGCCGUCUCCCCCAGUGAACUCAAUACCGUUAUAUUUUCAACCAACUCAAACUUCUUACAAUCUUUAGCAGAUAUUCAGGGAACUACUGAUUUAAAUAUUGAAGCUUGGAUAUUUGAAAAUGGUGGGGAGAGCCUUAAAAGAGUGGUCACCUACAUGAAAGCUGCAACUAAAUUAGUUAAAGCAGUGAAAGCAACAGAGGAACAGACUUAUCUGAAGGCUGAUGGAAAAAACUAUGCUGUUUUAGCAAGUGUGAGCACUCCGGAUGUUCCAUUUGGAAGUUCUUUCAGGUGUGAAGUAUUGUAUUGCAUAAUGCCAGGCCCUCAAUUGCCAUCUGAAGAGCAGUCUUCUCGUUUAGUGGUUUCCUGGCGCAUUAAUUUUUUUCAGAGUACUAUGAUGAAAGGAAUGAUUGAAAAUGGUGCAAAGCAAGGCCUGAAAGACAGUUAUGUUCAGUUUGCUGAGGCACUAUCUAAAAUUGUUAAACCUCUUGAUUUGAAAGAUGUUGGAUCCAGCAAAGAGCAGAUAUUGGCUUCUUUACAGACAGAGCAAGAGUCAGAUUGGAAACUGGCUUGCAGGAUUUUUGGAAAUUUUACAGUUAUAUCAUCUAUUUUUGUGGGGUUGUACGUUACUGUGCAUAUACUUCUUGCAAACCGUAGUACAAUUCAGGGGCUUGAGUUUUCUGGCCUAGAUUUACCAGAUUCUAUUGGAGAAGUAGUGGUUUGUGGUGUCUUGGUCCUUCAAGGAGAACGUGUUUUGAAGAUGAUAGGUCGUUUCUUACAUGCAAGGAAGCAGAGAGGAAGUGAUCAUGGAAUCAAGGCGCAAGGUGAUGGAUGGCUGCUUACUGUUGCCUUGAUUGAGGGAUCUAAUUUAGCAGCAGUUGAUUCUUCUGGUUACUCUGAUCCUUAUGUAGUAUUUACCUGUCACGGCAUGACAAAAACAAGCUCAAUCAAGUUCCAAACACUGGAUCCUCACUGGAAUGAAAUUUUUGAAUUUGAUGCGAUGAUUGAUCCUCCAUCAACAAUGGACAUUAAUGUGUAUGAUUUUGACGGACCUUUUGAUGAAGCAGUUUCACUGGGCCAUACUGAAGUCAACUUUCUGAAAUCUAACUUAUCAGAAUUGGCAGAUGUAUGGAUUCCUCUAGAGGGAAAAUUAGCUCAGGCAUGCCAAUCUAAGUUGCAUCUGAGAAUCUUCCUUCACAACACUCGAGGUGUCCAAGUUGUUUCAGACUAUCUAACAAAGAUGGAGAAAGAAGUUGGUAAAAAGAUAAAUUUGCGGUCACCUCAGACAAAUUCAGCAUUUCAGAAGCUAUUUAGUCUACCGCCGGAAGAGUUUCUAAUCAAUGAUUUUACUUGUCACUUGAAGCGCAAAAUGCCAAUACAGGGUCGUCUGUUUCUUUCUCCAAGAAUAAUUGGAUUUUACACCAAUCUUUUCGGGCACAAGAUCAAGUUUUUCUUUCUCUGGGAAGAUAUUGAUGACAUCCAAAUUGUUCCCCCAUCUUUGACAUCAAUGGGUAGUCCUUCUUUAUUGAUUAUUCUUCGCCGUGGUAGAGGUUUGGAUGCAAGGCAUGGAGCCAAGUCACUGGACCCUGACGGAAGGUUGAAAUUCCAGUUCCAAUCAUUUGUUUCAUUCAGCGUGGCAAACAGAACAAUCAUGGCAUUGUGGAAGGCAAAGUCUCUAAGCCCUGAACAGAAGGUGAGAUUAGUGGAAGAAGAGUCCGAAGAGAAGGAACUUCGCUCAGAGGAGAGUGGAUCUUUCCUGGGGAUAGAAGAUGCCAAAAUGUCUGAGGUUUUCUCCUCUAUUGUCCCUGUUCCUCUGAACUCACUCAUGGAGAUCUUUGAAGGAGAUUCUUUUGAGCAAAAGGUGAUGGAAAAAGUUGGUUGUGUUGAUUACUCCGCUUCACCGUGGGAAUCUGUCUCGCCCGAUGUGCACCAGAGACAAGUCAACUACAAAUUUGAUAAGAACAUCUCUCGCUAUGGCGGUGAGGUGACUAGCACACAGCAGAGGUCUCCCCUCCAUGAUAAAAAUGGAUGGCUGAUUGAAGAGGUCAUGACACUCCAAGGAGUGCUACUUGGCGACUAUUUUACUCUUCAUUUGAGAUAUCAGAUUGAUGAUCUCCAGUCAAAAUCCAAGGCAUGCCAUGUUCAUGUGUCCUUGGGAAUUGCUUGGUUGAAGAGCACCAAGCAUCAGAAAAGGAUAACGAAGAAUGUUAUUGCCAACUCAUCUACUCGUUUGAAAGAGAUGUUUCGUUUGGUUGAGAAAGAGUUCUCAACAGGGAAAUAGAAAUUUUGUGGACUUCUUGCAAAUCCAUUGGGAACUUCAAGAAGCUAAACUGGCAUGAGAAGUUGCAGAGACAAUCUGCUGGCAGCUGUUUUCAGCGUCAUCAGGUCUGACGUGAUUUUUAUAUGUACGCUUCCAUUUUUUUUUAAAUUUUAUGAUUGUAUAUUAUUUCUAUAGUUCUGUACAUUUGUAGGUUUCAAUUCAUUUGUAAGUGUCUGCUGAGGUUGAGCUAUUGAGAUUAGGCAUGGUAGGCUAGAAAUGCUUCUCUUAAAAUCACGAAACAAUGAUGAAGGGAUGCAAAGCUCAUGAUGCUUCUUCGAAAUUAUUAAAUAUGACAUUUUUGAUUUAUCCUGUACAUUUUAGGAUCUUUUACUGUAUUAUAAAGAAAUAUAAAUGCAGCUGUGACAAUCAUUAUUAGUAUUGUGAGAAUUAUUUAGG
This is a messenger RNA of Phalaenopsis equestris, 4389 nucleotides long. RefSeq names its product C2 and GRAM domain-containing protein At1g03370-like. The transcript is spliced from 9 exons. The record is from RefSeq and is a predicted model, not a curated record. NCBI's taxonomy places the organism in Eukaryota, Viridiplantae, Streptophyta, Magnoliopsida, Asparagales, Orchidaceae. Bases 868 to 3954 code for a protein of 1028 amino acids.